AUGGGGAUUAUUACCGGAAUACUGUACUUUGUCCGAGAGGUUGAGUUAAAAGUUGAUGAGAAUCGAGAUUCAUUACCACUUUUACCCCUCGAAGAGUCUUUUCCCGUUGCUUUCAUUCUUAAUCCUCCUGUUUCUGUUGGUGGUGCCUCUGGUGCUUCUGGAGGUGCCUCUGGUGUUUCUGGAGGUGCCUCUGGUGUUUCUAGAGGUGUCUCUGGUGCUUCUGGAGGUACCUCUGGUGCUUCUGGAGGUGCCUCUGGUGCUUCUGGAGGUGCCUCUGGUGCUUCUGGAGGUGCUUCCGGUGGUGCCUCUGGUGCUUCUGGAGGUGCUUCCGGUGGUCCCUCUGGUGCUUCCGGUGGUGCUUCUAGAGGUGCUUCCGGUGGUCCCGUUGGUGCUUCCGGUGGUGCUUCUGGAGGUGCCUCUGGAGCUUCCGGUGGUGCUUCUAGGUCUGGUACUUCAGUUGUCCUUCUAAAAUAA
Messenger RNA from Mangifera indica (mango), 474 nucleotides. RefSeq lists its product as uncharacterized. NCBI's taxonomy places the organism in Eukaryota, Viridiplantae, Streptophyta, Magnoliopsida, Sapindales, Anacardiaceae. The coding region runs from base 1 to 474 and encodes 157 amino acids. The transcript is spliced from 3 exons. The record is from RefSeq and is a predicted model, not a curated record.